AUGCCGGCAGUGAGGGAAGCUACAAGGCGCAGCUACGAGGAUGCCAUCAAUCUGUUGAACUCGACGCAGUCAGGUCACAAGGCCCUGGAAGAAAGGCGGCGUCAUGGUCAGAAGCUAGAUGGAGGCGCAUUGAAGCAGAUGAAGUACUGGCUUGGAUGCCUUGGCUAUACUCCUCGCGAUCUGAACCGCAUGAACAUCGUCCACGUCGCAGGGACCAAAGGUAAAGGGACUACGUGCGCAUACACGAAUUCCAUACUUCAAAGCUUCCACAACGAGUCAAGCGUACCACGAAAGAUUGGUCUAUACACAUCUCCGCAUCUCGUAUCAGUACGAGAGCGAAUAAGACUCGACUCAAAGCCUAUCUCAGAGGAGCUCUUCACUCAAUACUUUUUCGAAGUAUGGGAUGCUCUAUCUGCAAAACAGGAACUGGGUUAUGAAGAAAAGCCGACUUACUUCCGAUUCUUGACUCUUAUGUCAUUCCACGUCUUCAUGCAGGAGAAAGUUGACGCAGCCAUCUACGAGGUCGGGGUUGGCGGUGAGCUUGACUCGACAAAUAUCAUCGAUCAGCCGGUUGCAGUUGCCAUCACGACGCUGGGUAUAGACCACGUCCAGACUCUCGGUACCGCGAUUGAGCAAAUCGCAUGGCACAAGGCGGGGAUAAUGAAAAGGGGGUGCCCUGCUUUCACCGUAGGUCAAGACGCUGCAGCGAUGAAGGUUUUGAGUGACAGAGCAACCGAGAAAGGGGCAAACCUGAUGAAGAUCAACCCGGUACCGGCCCUUGGAGAGAUCAGCAUUUACCCAGACGAAUCUUUCCAAAAGAGGAACGCCUCCCUUGCUAUUCACCUGGCAGGGGCCAUUCUUCAGAGAUGGGGAGCACCUAUUUCAUGGGGCCUUGAUUAUCUCCCAAGCCAGGUUAAACGUGGAUUGGAGACCAUGUCCACGAGAGACGCCCAUGCUUUGCUGAAAGUGGUGCACGAGAGCCUGUAUAAGGCCAACAAGUCUAAGUUUCGAUAUGUUGUGUUUUGCACCAACGUCACUUUCAAAACCCGACAGUCCAAAUCUGAUCUCACCAACUUCAACGUCAACCCCGCAGAGCUCAAAACUCUCCAGGCGCAGAAGGAGAUGGCAGAAACAUGGAGACGCCUCGAUCCUGUUGCUAGGGUGCUUGUGGUUCCUACCGUUGAGGAUUCUACCGACUUCAUACAGAACAUUGGCGGCGGGGGUCCAGAGACUAACGUCUUGGUUACUGGGAGCUUUUACCUUGUCGGAGGUUUACUGUCAUUGCUUGAGGACACUGUCUCUUGA
Messenger RNA from Colletotrichum siamense, 1305 nucleotides. It is a transcript of the gene met-6, whose product is annotated as Folylpolyglutamate synthase. Gene Ontology annotation, cellular component: cytosol; mitochondrion; cytoplasm. Gene Ontology annotation, biological process: tetrahydrofolylpolyglutamate biosynthetic process. Gene Ontology annotation, molecular function: ATP binding; tetrahydrofolylpolyglutamate synthase activity. The transcript is spliced from 5 exons. The coding region runs from base 1 to 1305 and encodes 434 amino acids. Lineage: Eukaryota; Fungi; Ascomycota; Sordariomycetes; Glomerellales; Glomerellaceae. The record is from RefSeq and is a predicted model, not a curated record.